UAUUGGUUAGCCAUUGAUUCCCUGGACUUCGAUAUUCACUGCUGCAGUGCAAACCAGUAUUGUCAAGAAAGUUUAUUCAGGCUCAGAAUAAUGCAUCCCCUCUGCCCUCCUGCACACCAUUCUUUUUCUGAAACAAAAUUUACUCAAACCAUGUCUGCUCGACGUGCUCAUACAAAAAACAGUCGAUACGUUGCACUUUUCGCACUGCUUUGAAAAUUCUGAUUUGCACAUCUAGAGGAAAUGUGACAUGCCAUAUCCUGACCGGGAGAAAAAGAAACAAACAAGUUGUAUACCUGCCAACGGGGCGUUACCAUGUCAGUCGCCGAACUUGUCUUUCUGUGGGGGUCCCUCAGUUACGGCUAUAUUUGAUUGGCGGAGCAUUCGACGGCUGCACGAUUUGACACUUAGGGCAAUGUCAUGUCAUUCAUACUCUCACCUCGAUAAGGUACCAAGGCGACCAAGGCGAUAUUGGGGGAAGAAGGGGGGAGUCGCCCCCUCGCCAGACAAUAUACUUGCUUAUGCUACCUUUCCCUUCCGUCUCGAUAUAUAACGACCAGUCAUUGAGGCCAAGUUCCAACUCACCUAUCUCAGACUUGUUGUGCUUCUUCACAGGAGAGCGAGCAGAGAUAGAUGGUAAGCGAAGCAUGGAAGUGCUACGCCCUACCCAUGAUGAAAUCACCAUGAAAGCCAUGCGGAUAUACUAGCAGCCAGGCUGGAUCAUGAUAGAGAAGGAGCAAACUAACGGAACGACCAGUUUCCUAUCUUUGGGGGAUAUUUUGAUCGUUACGAUGAAAACAGGAUCAGACCUUUUCCCUCACCCUUACUUCUGCCCAGCGCCGAAGUCAUUUGGGAAUGCUUCGUUUUUGGAGUCAAAAGAUGACAAGAGAAAGCUUUUGAAUCUUUGCUGCCUGCGGAUGCUGCAUGAGAGUGGAGCCAUGACAUUUUU
Trichophyton rubrum CBS 118892 is the source of this 946-nucleotide messenger RNA. RefSeq lists its product as uncharacterized. NCBI's taxonomy places the organism in Eukaryota, Fungi, Ascomycota, Eurotiomycetes, Onygenales, Arthrodermataceae. The record is from RefSeq and is a predicted model, not a curated record. The coding region runs from base 248 to 550 and encodes 100 amino acids. The transcript has a single exon.